This is a messenger RNA of Protopolystoma xenopodis, 315 nucleotides long. The record is from the annotation of a GenBank genome assembly. NCBI's taxonomy places the organism in Eukaryota, Metazoa, Platyhelminthes, Monogenea, Polystomatidea, Polystomatidae.
AUGAUCCGUCGUUAUCUGACGGCUCCCGCACGAUUCGCCUGUGAUCCAGUUCAGGCUGGCCGGGCUCAAAAUAUGUACUGGAUUCCCUAUUUUGAGGCAAAAAUGUCGGCGACCUCCAAUAACAGCCCAGUGCCCCACUUCACUGAUGCAGGAAUUUCGACUACGACAGAAAAUUCCCGUUCAGCAGAUGAAAGUAUGCUUCUCAAUCAGAAAAUGGAGAGCAACGAUGCAAUCGAGACUGCGAAUGGCCCAAAAGAACGGAUUACAUUUUGCCGCAUCUCAACAGAUCUCCUCUUCUUGUCUUGUGUGUUCUAG